GGCGAGCUAUACGGAGCUGAACGUCAAAACACAGAAGAAGACGGGCCAGUGGACGGUGAAGUCGCUAUGGAGGGCGUAGAGCACAUAGGGCAGUACGUAUUUGAAAUGACGCAAACCAAAAUCAACCAGUUGCAGGCAGAGCAAGGCCUGCUGAUGGAAGCUACAAUUGACGAGGCAGGCGAGGAGGGACAGGGUGGCUAUUACGAUGAGGAAGAAGACAGAGCUCUAGAACCAGACAUUCUUGAAGUCCGAGAGGGAGAAGCGAACUAGGGAUUGCAGUUUCCAGGGACGUGGAAUCAUACCAACUUGAACAGAAGAGGAUAGAAGUAAUGACAGGAAAAAAGGGGACAUGUAGUGACGUUGAGGACUUGACAAAGAGACGAGCCAUGAUUUUGUACUUCUUUUUUUUUUUUUUGUCUUUGGAUGAAAGGGGCUUUUACCAUUUUCCGUAUAUCAAAUAUACUUUUAGACAAUGGCAGAACGAAAUAAGUGUGUGAUGUCUUGGGUUGUUGGAGAUGAAUGUACAUGUGAUUACAUGGGGGGCGAGACAAGGUGCGUCAUUGGAGGCGGGUGAUCUGCGACUUGCAGAUGGUAUCUGGUACAUGGCGAACUCUCUUCUUUUCGACUUGUAUAGAUGAUAUUUGAUUUUUUUUUCAUACGCGGAAAAACCCAGCUUGCUACGUGUGAAGGAUGAAAGGGAUAGGCAGGAUCAAAGAAGUAUUAGUGUUAUUAUUUGAGUACUUGCGUAUGAUGAAUGCGGCUGAAGAUGGCAUGGACGCAUAUGCUUCAUGUCUUCAACAAGGAACAGUUUAUCGAGUGAAUCUCACACUAUAAACUACCACGGAUCUUGAGAGAAUACAUAGAAAAAAAGGCACAUCUUUCCCCGUUUCAUCAAUCAACUACAGUAACACGGCACAUUCCUUCAUACCGGAACAUCGGUCACAGUGGCUGCAUGGCAUCGUCAUCAGCAGCGGCACUUGCCGACUUGGGCUUUUUUCCGAGACAAAAUUGUCUCGACCAAGAGUCAAUUUGUAGGCCAAGGUUUACGGAUCGCAAUCAGGUGAUGGCGAAUGGCUGCCUCUCGCCAUUUUGUUUGGGGGUACAAAGGCGAAGAUGGGUUUUGUGAUGCUGCGUUUGGGUGAUACUGCUCUUUGGUUCGGAGCUACACCUGUAUUAAGGAACACGCGGCAAAAUGGUCAGUGAGAUUUUGGAAUUAAUCAUCAAUUACGGUCUUUGCAUAGGGUUCUUCUCAUCGCCUUCUUUAUUCCUACUUGUAGCGAAGGGCAUCGAUAAUACUUGCGUUGCUAGACAGUGCCGCAAACUGGGAGUUUUCGCACUGAGCCGAUUGGGCAAGGCGAAAAAAAAAACGCCACUAAAAAUUCUAGCCCGGGUUUGGGGAAACAAUCGUCGCUCUCUAAUUUUUUUUUUUAGCUGAUAUGCUUACGCCCCGGUGUGUUCCUUACAUAACUCUUUUUUUUUUUGUUUGCUCCCUCGCAUGUGGUGAAAUGAGGGUGGGCUUUUUUUUUUCUUAGCGGGCGACUACGUUCUUGUAGAACGAUAGUCCGUAUCCGGGGCGGGCCCUUGUAAUUUCGUUUGAGAACAUGAGCAGUUAUCGAGCGGGCUUCUACUGCUAUCGCUGCUGCUGCUUUGAAUUGUAUAUGUGCAUCAUGGUUCAAUGCAUAGGCUAAUUGCUUUAUACAGCUGCAGAUAACAGAACUGGGGCGCGUUGGGCAGCUUCUGCCUUUCUUUU
Molecule: messenger RNA, 1750 nt
Organism: Trichoderma atroviride IMI 206040
Lineage: Eukaryota; Fungi; Ascomycota; Sordariomycetes; Hypocreales; Hypocreaceae
Source: RefSeq, a predicted model, not a curated record